This is a messenger RNA of Anopheles stephensi (Asian malaria mosquito), 5588 nucleotides long. Its product is annotated as protein O-mannosyl-transferase TMTC1-like. Gene Ontology annotation, molecular function: mannosyltransferase activity; protein binding. The transcript has 13 exons. The coding region runs from base 560 to 3562 and encodes 1000 amino acids. NCBI's taxonomy places the organism in Eukaryota, Metazoa, Arthropoda, Insecta, Diptera, Culicidae. The record is from RefSeq and is a predicted model, not a curated record. Gene Ontology annotation, biological process: protein O-linked glycosylation via mannose.
AUUGGAUCAGUCACCGUGCAACCGAGAACCAGAUCAGACGUACUUUUCCUGUUCCGGGGUAUUGUGUUUCGUGCGGUUCCAUUGCCUACCGGGUUGCGGGUACCGGAAGUUCUUCUCCCGAGUGCAGUACGCACCGCCGGAAAAGUGGGUGUCCCUGUGAGAUUUAAAGUGAAUUGAAAGGGUAAACGGAAAAGUUUAAAAGGGUGCUGCUUUGAAGUGCAUCUGUGUGAAAUUAGUGUCCAGUGGAGCGAGUGUUGUGCGAAGUUGCGAAGGAAAUUAGAGGGCGAAAUUGUGUGAAAUUCCGAAUUUCUCGAUAAGAGGCAAUAUCGAGCUGUUUCGAGGCGCUUUGCGCUUUCAUUUUCCUAGUGCGUGUGUGUGUGUGUUUGUGAGUGGGUUUGAGUGGUAGCAUUUGUGUUGCGCGGCCCGAAGAUGAGAAAAAAUUGUCCAACGCGGUGCAAGAAAUCGCUCGAGUGAACCACAAGGGUUUGUGAGUGUGCGCGCGUGAAGUUAGCGGGGAAAACCGUGUGGAAGUUCGCGUAGCUCCCGGGGAAAAAAAAGCAUGAAGCGUCGCGUGACGAUCGUGUACAAUCCGGUGCAACCGGCUACUCGUCACCAACCCCAUCAUCAGUCCCCUCAUCACCAUCAUCAUCAUCAUCAUCAUCAUCAUACGCCCUUGCACCAACAGCAUCCUUCGCCCACGGGGACAUUCCACUCGACAACAUUAGCAUCCUCAUCGUCCUCCCAGAACAUGAUCAGCUCCCUUUGUCUGUCCUGCAUGGCGACCUCCUCCACACCCUCCUCGCCAUCAUUCCGCUUCGCCUCCUCCGCUUCAUCGUCCUUUCCGUGCCAACGGUGCUGCUCGAUAUCAUCCAUUUUGAAAUCGUCGCCGGCGUCAUCACCGUCGCCGUUGAGUGCCUCAGAAAAAGCAGCACAGCUAGAAGAUGCUCUUAAUAAUAAUCACCCCCCGCCACAGUCUCACUCACACCCCGCACACCAUCCGCCUCAUCAGCAUCACAAACCAUCGACGGACGGGGGCUGUUGUGCGAACGGGGCAGCCCCGGAAUGCAGCCAGGCCCAGCGACGGAGCGUGCCGGAGCAGGGCUGGUGCAUGUACCUGGCCGUCGGGCUAAUUGCGGCCCUGUGCUAUCUGAACGGCAUCCAGGGGGACUUUGUGCACGACGACAUACCGGCGAUCACGCUCAACAAGGACGUGCUCGGGCACGGUCCGGUGGCGCAGGUGUUCCGCAACGACUUCUGGGGCACGCCGAUGGCCGACCUAAGCAGCCAUAAAUCAUACCGUCCGCUGACCACGCUGACGUUUCGCCUCAACUAUCUGACCUUCGGCCUGCGUUCGGUCUGGUUUCAUGCGACAAACGUGGCCCUGCAUGCCGUCGCCACGAUGCUCUUCACCCGCGUCUGCCUCACGAUAGCGGGACUGCGGCGAAACUUUGCCAUGCUGGCGGGCGUCCUGUUUGCCGUCCAUCCCAUCCACACCGAGGCGGUGACGGGCAUCGUGGGACGUGCCGAUGUGCUGGCGUGUAUAUUCUUCCUAAUUUCGCUGCUGGUCUACCACGGCCGUUCCUACGAACCCGACAUGAACUCCAUUUGGCUCAGCAUCGUGCUCGGCGGUCUGAGCAUGCUGGCCAAAGAGACGGGCAUCACCGUGUUUCUGCUCAACGUCGCCUACGACACGUACCGCAACUGGCCCGCCCUCAAGCGCACCGUCCAGGACAUGCGCUGGACCGAAGAAACGCAUCAGUUCGGACGCCGUGUGUCGCGUGUGCUGCUCUCGAUGGGUGUACUGCUAGCGGUGCGGUUAGCCCUGCUGCAGGGUUCGCUACCACGAUUCUCGCAGCAGGACAAUCCGACCGCCUUCCAUCCCAAUCUUUACGUGCGUCUGCUGACCUUCUGCUAUCUGGCCGCCUUCAACUGGUGGCUGCUGCUGUGCCCAUCGACGCUCAGCCACGACUGGCAGAUGGGUUCGAUCCCGCUCGUCACCACGCUCAGCGAUCCGCGGAACCUGCUCACGUUUAUUGCGUUCGGUGCGGCGCUACUGUUCGCGUUUCGCGGGCUUAUGGAUUGCGAGCAUCAACGUCACGUGCCGGUGGUAUUAGGGUUUCUAUUAUUAGUGCUGCCGUUUCUGCCCGCCACAAACCUAGUCGUAACGGUGGGCUUCGUCGUCGCCGAGCGAGUUCUCUACAUUCCAAGCAUGGGCUGCCUGAUUCUGGUGGUGUACGGUGCACAGCGACUCUGGGAGCGUUCGGACCGUCUGCGAAGACCGAUCCUGCUGCUUACCGUCGUACUGUUGGCGGCCGGCUGUCUCAAAACCAUCGCCCGUAACCAGGACUGGAGUUCACGCGAAGCCUUGCUGCGCUCGGGCCUGAAAACGUUACCGCACAACGCCAAAAUGCACUACAAUUUCGGCAAUUUCCUGCGGGACUCGGCGCAACCGGACCCGGCCAUCGCUCAUUAUCGGGAGGCACUGCGGCUGUGGCCGACGUACGCGAGCGCCCACAACAACAUCGGCACGCUCAUGCCGCAGUUCGCCACGGCCGAGUAUCACUUCCGGGAGGCUAUCAAAUAUGCAUCCGAGCACAUUAACGCGCACUACAAUCUAGGCCAAUUAUACAGAAAAUCGAACCGAACGUCCGAUGCGAUCCGGAUGCUGGAACGUUGCAUUCAGCUGGAACCACUGUUUACCGCGGCGUACCUGGAGCUGGCGAAGCUGUACGGUGGACAGCCGGCAGCUGCCGGUCGACUGCUGGCACGGGUUGUACGACUCAAUCCGUACAAUGCGGACCUGCGGCGGCAGUACGGCGACUGGCUGCUGGAGCAAAACAUGCUGCUGGAAGCGUUCAAACAAUACCAGGAAGGGAUCAAAAUAAUGGAAACUCAUCAAUUAUCCGUGAUUGGAGCCUGUCGCUGUCUACGCAAAAUGGGACAACAGUCGCGAUUACAUCAAAUGGUGCUGAGAUGGCAAUUUAUAGUUCGCUUAUCGAACGGCGGCAUUCCGAUACAGAACGAUAUCUAUCUCCGUGAUUGGAGCAUAAAGCACGAGCUUCGCAACCGGGCGAUGAUAUACGACAGUGGAAGUAGUAGUAGCAGCAGCAGCAGCAGUGGCUCCAGCAGUAGCAGCAGUGGCAGCAGCACUAGCAGCAGUAUUGCGAAUGGCGACAGAGUCCCCACCGCCCGAAGAGACACCGAGAGCAUAAAAGAUUGCUCCACUUCACAUCCUAGCAAACAAACGGAUCCACACCCACACCAGCCGGAGCCAGCCGAAAUAAGCAUACGCAUUCUGCGUACACCGCACUGCAACCGAUCGGAACAUCUUCCCAACUCGCUCAAAGCCUGCAAGCUAGUGACGGCAACGUCUUCUCCCCAGCCCGAACCCACCACCUCCACCACCAACCCUUCAACGCCCACGGGGAAAGGUGGUGGAAAGUCGAAAAAAUGGUCCAAAACGCGUCACAAACCGAAACGGCAACCACCGGCAGGCACAACGCUCGAUCCCAAUGGUGCCCUGGCACCGCUGCUCGUUUCAAACCUUCUCGACAAGCUGUAACGGACCGAUGGGGGUGGGAGGCUUGGAGCACGGGAACGUACGGUGGCGUAGCCGCAGACAGGAUUAGCUCUGCUCUGCCAGGCCACGCGUGAUGAUCGAUAGUGAUGAUUUUAUUUCCCCCUGCGAGUUUGGUAGCCAGCAGCCAGCAACAUUGGGGGAUGAACUGAUUUCAACAAGCAAUGGAACAAAAUCGCAAACCAGUAGACGAAACGUAGCGCCAACGCUCGACUUACUAUGAUAAAUCGCAUUAUAUUCGCAGGAAGUGAGUACGAAAACCCACAGAAAAAAACAAAAACAGACCGGGAGCAAUCGAACUUGCACUCGCAUCGAAAAGCGGAAGAAAGGAGGAAAAAACAAUAAUGAGCAUGAUUAGCUCCUGGGGGGGUCGGGGGGGGGGGGGUUGUUCGAUGUUUUGCGAGGCCACAAAAAGCGAUCGGACAACCGCCAGUUUGUAAUUAUAAUAAUCCAAAAGCCUGUGCUUAACACGCUCACGAUAACGUAGCAGCAGCUGUACAUUUUCGGAAAAUUCGGUUAGUGUUAGCGGGUGGGUCAGCGAUUGUAGAGCUCGAGAUAAGCGAACGAUUAUCCCCUAUACAUACACCACCUCUACAUGCAGGAUCUGUAAAUAUGCACACAUCGUCUCCGGGCAUCCGGGAAGAGUAGAAGCGAAGGUAAGUGUGAGUGAGAUGCUAGUGAUUAGUAGAGCGCAGGCGGCAGCGCGUGCAUCCUAGACCGUACGGGGCUGCAUAGCAGUGGGAAGGCAAUAUUAAGAUUUAUUAUUUCGAAGCGUAACAGAGCGUGUGGAAAUUGAUUGGAAGAAGUGUAAAAAUGAAAAUCACAGACAAAGAAGCUGAAUGGAUAAGACUGUGCGAGUGAAGUUGGAGUUGGUGAACGAUAGAGAGGGAAAAUUGUCUUACUAAAUCUGUUUACACUAACAAGCUCAAAUGGUUUCUAUAUGUGUAAAGGAUUGAUUGACACUCGCACAAACUUCAUUAAAAAUUGAUGAUUUAUCGAAGAAAAUAUUAAAGCGUCAAACUGUAAGGAAGAAUUAUUUUUGUCCGGCUAAAGGACUUUUGUGUCUAUUAUUUUUGGUUGAUUUUUAAGCUUCACUAGUUUUUCUAUUUAAUUAAAAAUUAUUUUCACGCUCCAACUGAAAUUUGUUGUGCUUAUUCGAAUGAGGACCGAAAAUGAAACGAACUGUAAAUAGCGUUCAAGCACCACCGUCGCUCGAUUGUGUUUAACGAGGGUGCUUUGCGUCAUUGCUUACCAGCACUGAAACGUCGGUCAGCUCAUACCUGUCAGGUUUGUCAGUUCUUGCGUUGAAUGGGUUUAUUGUUUUUAUGCACUCGAAUUUGUUCUUUUUUUCUUUCAAACAAACCUUUCAAUCCCCAUGGAACGGUGCGAAAGAGAGCACCAAAACGGAAGCGAAUACGAAUUUAAAAAGCGUCAACAGAUACGCACUGCAUCUUCGUCAGAGCAACGAACCGCAAUAAUGACCAGCCAACAGAUUAUUUUGAAGCAAAAGAAAAUGUGUGAGGAAACGAAAAACAAACCAAAACGCAAGCCAAAUGUACGCCAGCCUGUUUGAGUUUCGAGUGCGUUUGGAUGGCACAGGCAAAUAAAUUACAAGCGACCCAGGUAACAGAAAGGGGUAGAGUGCCGGGUGAAUCGUACGCGCAAAAAACCUAAAAAAAAAACGCAUCGCAAUCUGUAACAACUAGCUGUAAAUCGACUACCAUAAUUGGAUGGCACUUGGAGGCAGAAAGUAAUGUUGUGUAAAUGGAUAACGGAGGGAAAAUUGGGAAAAACCCAAAAUCAACUCACCACUGUCAGGUUGGUGUUUGAAGAGCGACGCGAAAAACACAUGCCCGAACGUGGAUGUAUCGAGCAGGAAUUGGGAAAACGAAACGAAAAACAGACAGCAAGAAAGGAUGGAGUGGGCAACAAUACUGUAAAACCGCUAAAGCGAUCAAACUGAUCAAUAAUAAAACAGCAUUUUUAAAUAAAAUUUUCACAAAAAUCAUAA